AACAGCCUGGAGAAUAUAUAAAAGCACGGCACCCUGGUGCAGAAGUGCAGAGCUUGGGCACAGAACACAUCCAAAGUUCCCAAGUGGGCUCCUUCGUCUGCACCUGCUCACCUGCUCUCCGCUCAGUCACAGCAGCAGGCAGAAAAAAAAAUGAAGAACAUUUACAUUGUGGCUGGAUUUUUUGUAAUGCUGGUGCAAGGCAGCUGGCAGCAUUCCCUUCAGGACACGGAGGAGAAAUCCAGAUCAUUCCCAGCUUCCCAGACAGACCCACUCGAGGACCCUGAUCAAAUAAAUGAAGACAAGCGCCAUUCACAGGGAACAUUCACCAGUGACUACAGCAAAUACCUGGACUCCCGCCGAGCCCAAGAUUUUGUGCAGUGGCUGAUGAACACCAAGAGGAACAGGAACAACAUUGCCAAACGCCACGAUGAGUUUGAGAGGCACGCUGAAGGGACCUUUACCAGCGAUGUGAGCUCUUACUUGGAGGGCCAGGCUGCAAAGGAAUUCAUUGCUUGGCUGGUGAAAGGCAGAGGAAGGCGGGACUUCCCAGAAGAAGUCACCAUUGUUGAAGAACUCGGCCGCAGACAUGCGGACGGCUCCUUCUCCGAUGAGAUGAACACGAUUCUCGAUAGUCUUGCCACCAGGGACUUCAUCAACUGGCUGAUUCAAACCAAAAUCACUGACAAGAAAUAAGUGUGUCAGCAUUCACAACCAUCUUCACAACUUCUCCCGCCAGUCACCUGGGAUGUAGAUUUAAGUUCUAUACAUUUAAGAGCUAUAUUUUUGAAGCUGCAUUGCUUUGCAUGUGGAUGAAUACAUUUCCCUUUAGCAUUGUGUAGCCAAAAGAUUGUAAAUGAAAUAAAGUAUUUCCAGGAUGUUGAUAAGAUAACAACUUCACGAUAUGAAAGUGCUGGAUUCACAUUUUCCCUCUCAUUUUAAAGGUCCCACCCUGUUUAUGUGUAGCAGCGAGAUUAUUCUUCUGUGAUAUAAAUUGUAAAUCAUUAUUACAGUCACGACACCUGCAUUGUAAUAACAGAAGACAUGACAGCCUGGUAGCCGCAGUGGUGAACCUGGAGAGAGAGCUUCUUCCUUGAGUCCUUUAUCAUAAAUGCACUCAGCUUUCAAUGUAUCGGGGAUAGAUUUAAAUAAAGAUUCCAUCCUUCUUUA
Messenger RNA from Mesocricetus auratus (golden hamster), 1167 nucleotides. RefSeq names its product glucagon (gene Gcg). Bases 151 to 693 code for a protein of 180 amino acids. Gene Ontology annotation, biological process: positive regulation of insulin secretion involved in cellular response to glucose stimulus; adenylate cyclase-modulating G protein-coupled receptor signaling pathway; negative regulation of apoptotic process. Lineage: Eukaryota; Metazoa; Chordata; Mammalia; Rodentia; Cricetidae. The transcript is spliced from 6 exons. Gene Ontology annotation, molecular function: glucagon receptor binding; hormone activity. The record is from RefSeq and is a predicted model, not a curated record. Gene Ontology annotation, cellular component: extracellular region.